This is a messenger RNA of Protobothrops mucrosquamatus (brown spotted pit viper), 4651 nucleotides long. RefSeq names its product trafficking kinesin protein 2 (gene TRAK2). Bases 384 to 3071 code for a protein of 895 amino acids. The transcript is spliced from 16 exons. Gene Ontology annotation, molecular function: GABA receptor binding. The record is from RefSeq and is a predicted model, not a curated record. Gene Ontology annotation, biological process: neurogenesis; anterograde axonal transport of mitochondrion. Gene Ontology annotation, cellular component: dendrite. NCBI's taxonomy places the organism in Eukaryota, Metazoa, Chordata, Lepidosauria, Squamata, Viperidae.
CCAUCUUGUAGUCCAGCGUAACCGCCUCCUCUAUCCCUACCCCCUCCUACGUUGCCUCACUCCGUCCGGUGCGCCGAAAGAGGGAGAGGCGGCUGCAGCGCGUAGCUUGAAUGGAGUGAGGUGGAAGCGCCCAGGUGUAAAAACGUCAAACCCAGGAACCGAUGGUGAAUGAACUGGGCAAGAUUGUGAUGUAAAGAUAGUGAACCUGGCAGCUUCAAAUGUAUCUUCCUUUGGCCUAAAUUAUCCUGUCUGUCUAGUUGACAUGAAAUGAAUGCCAGCAAUAGAUUAUUGCCAAAUGAUCAUUCAGCUCAAAUGAAAAGGAGCAAGAUAUAACAUGGAAAGAGGAUGUGGUUUUCGAAGAAUUGAAGCCUGAAGUAACCCUCAUGAAUUUCAAUCACAGCAAUUCAGAGAACAUCACUGAUGUUUGCCCUAAUGAGGACCUUCCUGAAGUAGAGCUAGUGAGCAUGCUAGAAGAACAGCUGCCUCAGUACAAAUUACAUGUGGAUUCUUUAUAUCUUCCUGUAAAUGAUGAUUGGAUCCAGUCAAGAAGCUCUCAUAAUCAUGAUCCUGAAAUUUCUUCUCCUGUCCUUGCUGAGGAGGCACUCCAUUAUAUGAUUGUUGGCACAGAUAGAGGAGAGUAUGUACCAAAAAACUGCAAUGAUAUUGAAGUAAUCACUCAUCUGUUGGCUGAGAAAGAUCGAGAUCUAGAACUAGCAGCACGGAUUGGACAAGCCCUUCUUAGACGAAACCAUAGCCUAACUGAGCAAAAUGAUGUUCUGGAGAAUCAGUUGGGUCAAGCCUUUGACAAAAUUCACCAGCUACAACAUGAACUAACAAAAAAAGAUGAAUUGCUUCGUGUGGUAUCCAUUGCUUCUGAAGAAAGUGAGACUGACUCUAGCUGUUCCACACCACUUCGCUUCAAUGAGUCCUUCAACUUGUCACAAGGUUUCUUACAGUUGGAUAUCUUGCAAGAUAAACUCAGGGAACUGGAAGAGGAAAACCUAUUACUUCGAACAAAGGCAUGCCAUCUGAAGACUGAAACCAUGACAUACGAAGAUAAGGAGCAUCAGCUAGUUACUGAUUGUGUUAAAGAAAUAAAGGAAACAAAUGCUCAGAUUGCAAGAAUGAGUGAAGAACUGAUGAGGAAGGAUGAAGAACUGAUUCACUACCAGGAGGAAAUCUCAUCACUCUUAUCUCAAAUUGUUGAUCUUCAGCAUAAGAUCAAAGAGCAUGUAAUCGAAAAAGAAGAAUUGAAGCUGCAUCUGCAAGCUUCUAAAGAUGCCCAGAAACAGCUGACAGCAGAGUUACAUGAAGUGCAAGAGCGGAAUGUGGAAUGUCUGGGGAUGCUGCAUGAGUCCCAAGAAGAAGUGAAAGGAUUGCGCAGUAAAACAAGCCAAGCUGCCCUUCACUGUCGACCCCAGUUGUGUGGAGCGUUUCCUGUGGAAUCUCUGGCAGCAGAAAUUGAGGGAACAAUGCGGAAAGUGCUAAGUUUGGAUGAGGAAUCUCUAUCUAAACAAAAGAUUCAACAGAAACGUAUAUUUGAUACUGUUAAACAUGCUAAUGAUAUGCAUGGCCGUUCUGCAUCGUGUCCUGUUUCACUGUCCAUUCCAGGAUCCAAUCGUUCAAGUGUUGUCAUGACAGCAAAGCCUUUUCAUUCUGGCUUGAAAUAUGUGGAAGGAAAAGGACCUCAAGCUCUAAAGGCCAGCACAGAGGAUGUUUCCAAGGAAACUCAGAAGCUAAGCCAUGCAGGUAUCCCUUCAGAAGAUGAUGUAGCCACUGCUUUACAUAAACUUAAUCUCCGUUGUCAGAAUUAUCUAAGUGAAAAAUGGUUUUUUGAAGAAGAAUGGAAGCGUAAGAUACUUUUGCUGGCUGACCAAAAGGAAGAACUCACUGGCUGUAGCACACCAGUAGAGAACUGUUUUUCACUGAAUAGCAGUUCAGAACGUGCUGAUUUCUCUGGAUCUUUUAGCAGCAUGCGGUCCCUUCUCCCAGAGAAAUUGCAAAUCGUCAAACCCCUUGAAGGCUCUCAGACCCUAUUUCAUUGGCAACAGCUGGCUCAGCCCAACCUAGGUACAAUUCUUGACCCGCGCCCUGGCGUUGUCACAAAAGAUUUUGCACCAUUGUCUCAGGAAGAUGUUUAUUACCUUUCUGAUUUGGAAGAAGAUGAAGAAGAAAGGGAUGAAGGUAUAACUUUCCAAGUACAGCCCUCUUUACAGGAGGAAAUUAAACAGACAGUGCCAAAGUCAGUGCCAGGAAUUUUCCUCCCACCUGUUAAAUUAGCAACAGUUCCUCAUGCAGCUUCCAAUCCAGGAAAAUGUCUUUCAUCUACAAACUCUACAUUUACUUUUACUACUUGUAGAAUACUUCAUCCAUCUGAUAUCACACAGGUUACACCCAGCACUUUGUAUUCUCCCUUGUGCUCUGGAAGUUGUAGCAGUACAAGCAGUGUAAUUACAAGCGCUCCACCCAUGUUGUAUAAGCUUAGUACUGGAGAAUUCCUUACUAACAGAAGAGAUUCAACUUCCACCUUCAGUAGUACUAGACGUUUAGCAAAGCUUUUGCAAGAACGAGGCAUCUCAGCCACGGUUUAUAACAGUCCAGUCCAACUUGAAGCACCACUGCUUCAUCAUCCCAGGAUACCUGCUGUGCCCUCAACACCCCCAAAUUCUCCUUUGCAUUCCCCUUGUUCUUCUCCUCCCUCUUUUGAGUUUCAAGCAUAUGUGUCUGAAAACUUUUUGGCCUCUCGACCAGCUGAAACAUUAUUACAUGAGCUGUAUGGACAAAAGCCCUCGAAUCCUUCUGAUGCAAGACAGCUGAAGAUCAAUCUGGUAGAGAGGCUAAAGAAACUGGGGAUUGCUAGAGCUGUCAAACAGCCCGAGGCAGAGGGUCAUAGAAAGAGUCAGAGGGAAAGUAGCUGUCUCCAAAAACAAGGCUCAGGAGUGUAUGUUAGUGCAGGCAGCAAUUUGAUGGGGGGCUUGAGAAGAAACCACAGUCUUCCGGUCUUGAUUGGAGCACUUGCAGGCCCAGUAAGCACAUCCUCCACAACAAUGGGGGUCUUGAAAGAGGAUUGAGCUAUUUAGCAUCAGACACUUUUAGUUGGGAAACAAAUGUUUUGAAAUGGAAAGAUAAGAUUAGUAAAAAUGGAUGCAUUAAACAUAAGACUGUUGAAUGAUAAAGGUAUGUGGCUAAAUGGGACAUGGGAGGCUCGGCAUAAAAAAUUGUAAAAAUUAAGAAAGGAAGAAAAUAGAGAAAAACAAAAUUUAGUCUUGAAAUGAUUGAAAAAAACUUUUGUCAUGAUCAAAAGGAAAUAAAGCAAACAAAUAUAUUUUCUACCAUUGAUAUUAAAAGAACAAGCCAAUGUCUAUGCAACUUUAUUUUAGAAUAUGUUUUAUUGGAUGUCAUCCAAGAAAUCCAUAUACAUAAAUAGACCAUCUAAAGUUAUAUAUGAUUGUAAGGAAGUACAUUCUUCAAAUAACAGGUGCAAUCUGUUUAUAGAGAAGAAAUCAUAUUUAUUCUAAUGUAGAAAGAUCAGGUGCAAUAUUAUUUUAUUAAGCAAUCUCACACAUUAGAAAUCUAGGAGUGCAAAAUUACUACAUACUGUAUUGCACAAACAAAAAACCUCAAUGUUUAAAAAAGGAGUCAAAUGUAUGUGCUUUGUGGAGGUUCUAUAUAUAUUUGGAAGGGAUAUAUUUGGCAAGUAAGAAAGUAUUUGUUACUCUAUACAUAGCUGUAUUUGGAAAAUGUUUACCAUAUUAAUGUUGGAAUAAUCUUGGAGAAAAUUCCAUACAUUUGAAACAAUCAGUAGUUAAUAAAAAUUAUCUUUAAAAUAUGUUAUAAAAAUAAUAACAAUUUUCGGAUUCUUGGGAAGUUAAAACCUCAAGAGAUUUAAAAAAUGACAGGCACAACUUAUUGUAUUAAUAUGAAACAGAAUGACAGCUAUUCAAGCUGUAAUAGACAAAGAAUUGCCAUUCAUAAUUUAGUCUAAGAUAAAUUCCACGCUUGAUGUUUCUGAAGCAGGAUUUUGUGUUUCACAAAAUGAGCACAGUGGGACAGCUUUGAAUGUGAAGCAGAAACAGGAAAGAGAAAAGGCACAAGUGACUCAGAUUUUUCUUUUAUAUUUGGAUAACCGAAGGAAGAGAUUCUUAAAAUACGCACAUCUCACUUGCUCAGUUAAUUGCUAAUCAAAAAUACUUGCAAAGAGUGUCAUGACUGCACUAAGCUGCUUGAUUUAUGGUUAUGAUGAGCAAAUAUAGCCCUCUUGCCAUAGAUCAAACAGGAGAUGAUGAAGAUAAAAGCUGAAUGGUUUGAAAAUUAAGCACAGAAAGUGACUAGAUCAUUUAUCUGUGGGUUUUAAAAGACUAUUCUCUAUAUUAGUUAAAGAGAUCAUAGGGUGAAUUCAGAAAUACUAAACAGACUGGAUUUAAACAAUCCAGGUAGCUUUAUAUAUCAAUGAAUCAAAGUAAGGGUUUUCCCCCCUUGAAUAGGCAUUCUAGGUGACAAUUUGGAAGAAUUCCUUUAAACAAAUGUUUUCAAGGUUACAAACAGCCAUGCAAGUAGCUUAUCAAUUCAGUCUUGGUAUCAAUCAAUGAGCUUGGCACCAUUGGUUGGAGCUACUAAUUUGUAAAUGGUGCUUGUAAAUAGUAAAAAUGUA